Messenger RNA from Malania oleifera, 1439 nucleotides. RefSeq lists its product as uncharacterized. NCBI's taxonomy places the organism in Eukaryota, Viridiplantae, Streptophyta, Magnoliopsida, Santalales, Ximeniaceae. Gene Ontology annotation, biological process: regulation of gene expression. Gene Ontology annotation, molecular function: mRNA binding. Gene Ontology annotation, cellular component: nucleus; cytoplasm. The record is from RefSeq and is a predicted model, not a curated record. The transcript has 9 exons. The coding region runs from base 70 to 1131 and encodes 353 amino acids.
UUAAGUACCAAGAAUCAGGCGCCCGCCGUUACUCGUUUUGCUUCUCUUUCCCCUAUCCGAGCGAAGCCAAUGGCGCAAGCGGGUGAAGUGAUCAUAAAUCCCUCGCCAGCCACGACGGCGGAGCCGGAACAGCAAAUACCAGAGAGAUCGGCAGUGAAGCGUGGUCGCGACAGCGACGGCGGCGAUCUGGGGGGCGGCGAUGGCGAAGAGGCGAGGUCGCCGAAGCGUCUGAAGGGUCAGGACGUGUUGUUCAGGAUCGUGGUGCCGUCGAGGCAGAUCGGGAAGGUUAUUGGUAGGGUAGGGUCGAGGAUCCAGAAGAUUAGAGAAGAGACCAGGGCCACUAUUAAGAUCGCCGAUGCUAUCGCUCGACAUGAAGAGCGUGUGAUCAUUAUAAGCUCUAAAGACAAUGAUAACACGAUAUCUGAUGCUGAGAAUGCACUCUUUCAAAUAACAAGUGUCAUUCUUAAGGAAGAUGACAGCAAUAUCGAGGCAUUAAAAGUGGGUGCAGGGCAUGUUGCAGCUAAUACAAUAAGGCUUUUGAUUGCUGGUUCUCAAGCAGGUGGUUUGAUUGGGGUGUCUGGUCAAAACAUUGAGAAACUAAGAAAUUCCUCUGGUGCCACAAUCACUGUUCUUGCUCAAAACCAGUUGCCUCUAUGCGCAUCUGCCCAUGAUUCUGAUCGUGUUGUGCAGAUAUCAGGUGAUGUACCUGCUGUACUGAAAGCUGUGCAGGAGAUAGGUUGCCAAUUAAGGGAAAACCCACCCCGACAGAUAAUUUCCAUAAGCCCUACGUACAACCUUAGCAUAAAUCGAACAGCUCAACAAUAUCUGGAUCCAAAUUCAGCUGAUUAUGUAACCUUCGAGAUGGUGAUUUCGGAAACACUGGUUGGUGGGUUGAUCGGCAGGUGUGGCUCCAACAUAUCAAGGAUAAGAAAUGAAUCAGGGGCAACAAUCAAGGUCUAUGGUGGCAAAGGAGAGCAGAAACUUAGGCAAAUCCACUUUGGCGGCAGUGCCCAGCAGGUAGCAUUGGCAAAGCAAAGGGUUGAUGAAUACAUAUAUUCUCAGUUGAUACAACAAGCUGGUCCUCAACAGGCAGCAGGGAUGCUCCAUGCAUUUGGUCCAUUGCAAAGUUAAUGUAGAUGUUUUGGCCUCCACUUGCAGAGAUUAUGAAGCUGGAACAUUAGCAGCUUAUGCUCCUGUCUUCUCAUCUGCCACCUCAGAAUCAACUCCUGCUCAUCCAUGUAUGGCCGUCCAUGCUCCAUCAGCCUAUUAUCAAUGUCAACCAUAUGGUUAGAAGGUUUUUGGUAUUUGUUUCACUUGUGUAAUUUAUUUGGAAAAUUGCUGGAUUUGGAUAUUGCUGUUUGAAAAAAUAUAGGUGACUUGAGAUCUCAUCACCGGCUUUUAAUUGACCUAUGGUUAAAUUCCACCCUUCAUUUUUUUCA